Molecule: messenger RNA, 435 nt
Organism: Vicia faba (fava bean)
Lineage: Eukaryota; Viridiplantae; Streptophyta; Magnoliopsida; Fabales; Fabaceae
Source: the annotation of a GenBank genome assembly
AUGGAUCUCCCAUGUUUAGAAAUAUUAGACCCCACAAAUCCCGCGUACCAUUUUCUUAUUUUUGCAUACAACCCAUUCCACCACCACAACCCUUCUUCCCUCUCAUCUCGCCCACACCCACAAUUAGAGAGAGAAGACCCCCACCUUCUCUCUCGAGGGUCCGGCACGCCGUGCCGUCCCACUCUUCCAUGCUGCCGAACCUUUUUCAUUAGCUUUCUCUCCUUCAACAUUCGCGGUGCCUCUUCGCUUCCUUUGAAAUAUGUGUGCACCUUUAUUGCAUUUUUUAUUACUCUUUUGUCGCUAUUUGCGUCUCUCAUCUUUGACUGGUCCCUCAUUUUUCUGGAUUUGGGCUUUAUACCAUUAAACACAUUUAUGAUUCUGGGCCCCACUUUAAUGCGGGAAAUACUUUUUUUUAUUUUCCAUUUGAAUUAUUGA